CUCCGGUUGCUAAGUAACGCUCCCUAACUACAAACGCGGAUGGUGGGAUAUGCUAAACCAAACUCUUAGCAUUUCUGUUGACGUAUUUGGUUGUUGAAACUAACUACUGGCAUAUUUACCUCAACACCUGAGUUAAUGACCAGACUUGUUGUUUUUCUAACGGUUUAACAAUUUCGCAUUUUGUUGUUUAGCUAGUUACACAUACCUGUACAGUUUUAAUGGGAUAACGUUAACUUUCAACCGACAUGGACCUGGAUAUACGUCAGUAUCUCACCAAGGCCAAUGAGCAACAAGACUCUGGAGCUCUGCAGUCAGCGUACAGUUUGAUCACGGAGAUGAGAGCAGCUGGAAGCAGCGGACGAAUUCCACGUAGUGCCCCAGAGUUGUACGUCCUGUGCGCGGAAGCAGCACUACAGCUGGGUUGUUUGGAGAUAAGCGCAGCGUGUCUAAAGAUGUACUUUGAAGGGAAUCCGCCAGCCAAUCAAUUUAUGUGUCGAGCCUACCUCUGCCAGGGUCAGCAGAAGACUCCGCCGGCCACUGGGAGUGUGGAGGACUUUGAGGAAGCUGUGUUGUAUUUUCUUAAAGCAAUUGAAAUUUCAAAGCAUGAGCCAAGAUACCACUUCAUGGUUUUCAAUGCCUCCGUGCUGUACUUCCAGACAGUGCGUCCUCUCCUGCAGCCAGGGCGGUGCCUGCACCUUGUUUCCUCCCUCAGGCAGGUGGUCCAGAGUCUGGAGGAGGUGGCAGACCAGGACCACAGCUGGAGGGCUGAACUCAUGAUGCACCUGAUUGAAAGUCUUGUGGACUCUGGGAAAAUGGAGGAUGCUGGAAGUUUUGCCAAAGUGACAGAAGAAUUCAUCAAGACACAUACUCCACAUCUUUAUCCAAAACUCUUUACCUUGCUGGUACAACACAAGCUGUCUGAGAAUGAUAUCCUCCUUGAAAUGAGCAGGCAGUGUACUACCUUGGCGAUCAUUUACAAAAUACAGCAAUUUAAAAGUGGGUUGGAAGAAAUAAAAGAGGAUGAGCUUGCAAAAAAGGAUUCGGACAAGCUUGAGGAGAUUUUCCAUCUCCUGGUGGAUUGCACAAAAGCAUCGUCUAUGCCUGUGAAUUCGAUUUCUCUACAGAUUACACCCAUCCAACCAGCCGACAGAGUUUCCUUCCUCCUGGAGUUGGCUCUGCUGGCCUUGCAAGCGAAACAUCAGAAAGUAGCUGCCGACUGUUUGAAAGAGCUCAAGUCGGUGGAAGAGGCUAGUAUUGGCCAACGCAUAAUAAUGGAGUGUAUCAACUGUGAAAUCAACCUCCUGAAGAAAGAGGCGAAGAUGAAUGACUAUUCCAAAGCCAGUGUGGAGGCCCGGCUGAAGGAGAUAGGAAAGCUGGAUCAGUGGCUGCAGACUGCAGUGAGAGAGGGAGAUCCCCGGGCCGUGCAGGCAGUGUGUGCUACCCAGUGGAGUUUCUGCCUACCCCUCUUACAGCACAACCUCAGGAGACACAUUAAGACACCUUUGCUCAGAGUGGCCCAAAUACUGGAAGACACACAAAGCAUGUUGUUGGAAACACGCUGUCAGGUCCACUCAGAGUUGGCAGUGAUUGAAGAGGAGGAGGGACGCCUUGAGGCUUCGUUGACUCACCUUCAGAAAGCCAUGCUGUUGGAUAAUGGGACACAACAGGAAAGCCUGUCGUCAGCUUUCCGCCUCCUGCAGCUCAGAGGGACCCUCUACCAAACACCCUCCCAGACCGAGGAUAAAGCGGCUAUGCUUAUGCAGCAGGCUAGGGACCUCAAGCCUGAAGAUAAUACAGACAGUCGUCCCAUCCUGGUGGAUGUAGGUCUACUCUUGGCCCCUGCUUAUUUCCAGAUGGUGCUGGAUGCAGACAACACCUCCAAAGUUCCUGUAGGCAGUGUUGGAUCUGGACCAGCGGCUCAGCUCUCUGCUGAGGCUCAGCAUCACUCUGCAUCUGUACAGAUGGUGGAUGGACACCUGGCUAGACAAGCAGAGAACACAGACAACACAGAGAGGGUGAAGUUGUGGGCAACACUAGUAAAGACAGCCAGGAAACAGGAAGUUUGGGAUGUGUGCCGAGCUGCUUGUCGAUUCUGUUUGCUGUAUGAUGAUGGGAGAUGGAAGAUAUCAAAGGCUGACAACUGUAGAUGCUCAGAGGAAGAGAGCUGCGCAGAGUGUCUUCACGGUUGCGAUGGAAGCCAAAGCUCCGUGAGGAACUUGUUGCGCCUUUUGGCUGAAAUUUACUUCAUCAGUGCUGAGGCCACCAUCCAAAAGCUGCAGACCAAGGGGGUGCAGCUCAACAGCCCUGCUGUCCCCCAACAGGAGAGAGGGGUUUGUGUGUCUGAGGAGGAUCCAGACUGGAUUAUUUACAGAGACUGGAUCCAAGCCCUGUCUGCCUACGCCACCUCCAACUUCUUGCGGGCAGCAGAGCUCGGAGCAGAGAUCAGGGAGCCGUGGGUGACGGCAAAUGCAGCCAUUUACCUGUGGAACUACAGUAACCACUUGCUGGCAGCUGGGGAGUACCAACGCCUCCUUCCCACCUUCCAGAGCCUGGUGGAGAUGCUCCGAAAGACAGAAUACACUGGGAAUCGUGCUCUGUUUGUGCUGCUGUGUGAUGCUGUGGCCCGAGGGUUGAUCCAGCCUCUGUGUGGACCAGACAGCGGUGAGCCAGCCCCGACAGGAGACAAGGGCAAAAACAGAACUGAGAAAGGGAUGGAAAAGGCUGCCAGUGUCCAGGGUGUUUUCUUAGACCCUGCUGCCCUGCAGGAUGUCCGCAAAGCAUUAGAGCUGUGUGAUUACGCCCUUCGCAUGUCCAACUGCAACAUCUCAGGGGAGACUGUUCCCAUCGCAGCGAGGAAACAGGUGGUGGCCACAUGGGUGCAGCUUAAAAGGCUCUUGCAACAACAGAUUGGAUCAAAGAUGGACACAGAUGAUGAGUGUAAGAAUGAGGAAGUGUUGGCGAUGACACGUGUGCUGGUUGGAGUGGAGAUGCUUCGGUGCAAUAGGAACCCGAGGCAUAUGGAGUUCUCUGUUCCCAGCUUCUCCACACUGGUGAGCAUGGCAUCUGAAUGCAGCUGGAAUGAUGCCGUGGUGGAGUUGCAGGUGUGGUGCCAGCUGGCUGCCUUCUGUCACUAUGCCAAGGACCACAGCUUGGUGUUGCUCUGCACCAAGAACGCUCUGCAGCUGGAAGAAGCAGCAGCAGAGUGCCUCAACACCAUGCCUUGUGUUUUGUAUGGCUUGCCUGCAGUGAAUGAGAUGCUGAGCAGUGCAGCCUGUAUGAGCGGUUUGAGCUUAAUCCAUGAGUCCAGUGGAGAUCUGCAAAGUUACAGAGAGGCUAUGAACAUGCUUCUGUUCAGUGUCAGCUAUGCAGAGAAGGCUGAGAAUCCAACAUUAUGUGUAGCAGCUGCCAGGCAUUACUGGAACACUUGUCUACCUCUGACACACACUCCUGAGGAAAGAUGCCAGCUCAAAGAGCCCCUGGAGAAGAUUCUGAAUGCACUGGUCCAUACCAACACUAAACAUAAAAAUAAACAUGGCAAAGUGAAAGGCUUGCUGACCUUGACAGCACUUCGUCUUGAGAGUUCAAAACCUGAAGCAUCAAAAGAAGGCGACCUGAUCCUGAAAGUAGAAAUUUACAGUUUGUUGCUCCACAUCCACAUUGAUAGAGCAGACUGGAAGGGUGCCCUGCAGCUGCUGGAUAAAGCUAUUGGAGACCUGCCUCACACCAGACACCGGCUACCUCUGCUGAAACAUCGUAUACAGGUGAAGGCGCGACUGGGGGAAAGCGUACUGAUGGACAUGCAGAAGUUACAACAUGAGGGAGAGCAGUGCUGUUCAUUUAUGUGGCACCUGGCGGCACUGUGUGCCAGCAAUAUAACCCAACAGCUGACCUACUACCAGAAAUCUAUCACCUCUCUCUUGAGUGCAGAGACUCAGUGUCAGAAGGUCAGCCUCCUGCUGGAGUUCGGAGAGUGGCUGUACUGUCACAACUUCCCUAAAGCAAAUGCUCAACACCAGGUUCAGUGGGCCAUAGACAUCCUUCUGCACAUGGAAACAAAACAGGCAGAAGGUCCAGAGGACAAGUCAGAAAACAGGAAUACAAGCUCAGUGAAAUGCGAGUCCCUGGUAGGAGUCCAGGGAUUGUCAUUCACACAAAGCUUGUCUAAUCUGAGGGAGGUGCAGCGCCUUGACAGCUUGGUACGAGCACACACUCUGCUGGCUGUCAUGGCAGACAGAACUUCACCUGAGCACCAGCUUAACCUACUCAGAGCAUACACCUUUGUACUCCUAAUAUGGCAGGUGUCCAUGGCAGUGGUUUGUGAGAUUUCCAGUGAGUUGGCAAAGAGUCAGCCAUCCCAACCUCCUCCCUCUGCUGGAUCCAAAAAAGGCAAAGACAAGGGCAAAGGCAAAAAAGUGAAAGAUCCUCCACCUGCUGAUGAGAAACCUAAACCUGUUGUCUUGGAUCAGGCACUUCCUUCCACCCCGGGGGACUGGGCUUGCUACAUCUGUCCUGAUCAGGCCAGGGAGAUAUUCCGAACCAACAGCAACCCCCAGUGUAUCAACAUACACAGCAUUACAAAGCAGACUCAGAGCCUGUUUUAUCUGAACCUGCUGGAAAAGGAACUCCACUCGCUCUCACUCAGCCACCUGACGCUGCCCAUACUGCACCUAGCUGAGGCCUUUGCUCAUGACCUCUUGGACAGGAGGAGCCUCUCUGACCUCUACCGACUCAGAAUUGUGAGGACCUGCUAUCUGCUGGGCAUGGAGACUCAUUCACCAUAUCAUGAGAAGCUCCUGAAUCUAAGUAGAAUCCAAGAACAAGAACAAAUGGGGUCCCACAAAGCCAUGGCUCUUUCACAGGAGAGGAGAAAACUUCACAAUCAGAAAGCUGAGAUGGAUGAAAAGGCUGGGUCUUGGAGACAGAGUAUGGAUGUGUGUGCUCAGGACAUUUGGCUAGACAAAGCUGAGGUUUGCCUCAGCAUGGGGCUCUAUCAACCAGCCAGAAAGCUCCUGGCAGAGUCCCACUUGGUGGCUGUGGAGCUUGGAGACCAGAUUGCCAUGGCAAGAAGUUUGCUCAGUCUGGCCACUUUGGCUUGUGAAGAGCAGAACUAUGCCCAAGCUCUGAUCUUGCUGGAUAAGGCCCAAGCCCUGGGAGGGGAUGAAGAGUUCUGGAACCAGCUCACCCUCACUAAGGUCAGAGCUGUAGUAGGCCAGAGAGACCAGGAUGCACAAACCAAGACUGAUCAGAUUAUAAAACAAGGCUGUGGGGCUUUAAAAUUGGUUCUGGAGCAGCGUGUAAACAGACUCCCAGAACUCACAUUCUUGAUCACAUCAUUAGAGAUGAGGGGUGCCAUUGAAUGUAUAUGUGCCACUGGUGAUACUGAACCUGGAGAGACGCACUGCACAGAGGCUGUCCAGAGGCUAAUAGCUGCCUGUGAUAAACUCAAACAGUGUGCCAGUGGUUUCACUAAACUCAACUACAGAGAACAGGCUGCAAAGAGUAAUGCAGAGUGUGCACGUGGUCUGAGAGUCCUAGCCAACUGUACUACUGAUACACAGGAGAAAUGGCGCUUCCUGCUCAAUGGCCUCUCCCACAUUCAGUUUGCGAUCACGGAGCAGGAACACGUAGUGCUGAAUGCUCAGAGCCUGCUCCCCGCUCAGGAGGAGAGUCAUGGACUCUCACUGUUGGCCAUGCGGAGGCUGCUACGCCUACGACUGGCCCUGGCAGAUUUUUGCCUGGCGAUGCUGGAGGAGCACUGUGAAGAGGAGAAACGCCAAGCUCUGGCCCGUGAGAGGAAGACCUCUGCUCAGAUAGCACUAGAGGAGUUUACGCACUGCACACCUGAGCCUAACUCUGUAGAACAGGAUUGGUUGAGCGUGGGUAGUACUUUGGGGCAGUUGACUCUGGGCCAGCUGGCUGCAGUCAGCGCUCACUCCCUGGACAACAUGGAGACCAGAGCUCGCUGCCUGGGUUUGAUAGGGAAGAACCUGAGACUGCUGGCUGCGCAGGAGGACCCCAUUUAUCUGGCUGCUCUCUGGGACACAGACAAACAGAAAGAAGCCUGGUCUGACCCCAAAGUCGCCUCCGGUGUGGAGGAGGAUUCAAAGAAAGAGAAAGAAUCAAGCAGAAAAGAACCAAAGAUGACCUCUGCCAAAAGUGCUGAGCUGCAGAGAAGGAGGUGUAAAGCUCAGCAGUUGUUGGCCCAGGCCAGGAAGGCACUGGCUGAAGCUGUCAGCCUGUGUCUCCAACACAAGCUUCCUGCCCCCAUCCUGGCUGAUGCCUCUCUCAACAUGUUGGAGUGUCAUGGCCAGUCGGAUCCUGGAGUGGCAGGUCAAUAUCUCGCCAUGUUUCAGAGCUGCUGCACUGUUGCUGUAAUGGCUGAGGUCCUAAGUUCCGCCUGUGCUGACACCAGUGCGUCCCAGCUCUCGGCUCUUUUCAGCCUCCACAGGAAACUGCUCCUCUCUGAGGAGGAGAGGCCCAGCAGCAUGCUGAAGGGAGUAGAGGACUCCCUCAACAGCUUCUCCAAGGCCUUCAGCCAACUGACCAUCAAUCCCAACCACCUAAACAUCCUUCCAGAGCUUCCACCCAACCUGAAAAUCCUGUUGCUUCAGCACUCUGAAGAUGGGUCAGAACUUUAUGGAGCUUUCUAUGAGAUGACCAAAGCUCUAGAAAAUCAAAAAGGAAAGACUGUGCAAGUUACAGGUACCCUGACAUGCUCUAGGGUGGUCAAGGUUUCAGUCUGCCCGGGGGCUCUGCUGGCACUUAGGGAGCAGGUUUGGGCCUUUGGCCAGGAGACCAGACCUGCCUUCCUUAAAGAAGCCUGUUGGCACAGUACUGAGGGCAGGCAGGAGGCCCCUGACAAGCAUCAGAAAACUGCUGCAGAGAACAAGUUAGCACCUCGCUUCAGAAAAAUUGUACAAGAUAUGGAAGAUUAUUUGAAUCCCCUUCUCAGGCAGUUCGACUUCUCUUGCUUAAGGCCCCAGGCUGCAUCAGUACCAGUCCCUGAGAUGGCCAAAACCAAAGAUAAAGAAGAGAAAGGCAGCUCAGGUAAAGUUAAAGUACCAAUGGAACCACGGGAGUUUGUGGUGUUGCUGGCAGACAGAAAGCUGAUGGAGUUGCCACUGGAAGCUUUAUCUUUCCUGCAGGAGGAAAGCCUGGGCUCUGUGUCCCGAGACUUCUCUCUCCAGCUUCUUCAUAGUCGCCUGCACAGAGAAGAGCCAGAGAAAGUUGAAAGUGACAACAAAAAGGAGACCAAAGGUGGCAAAGGAACCAAGGGGAAGGGAGAUCAAAGCCAAGCCAUCAAAGUGAUACCUGCCAAUCGUGUCUUGCCUCCUAACACCUUUCCAGUGGACACACGUAACUUCAAAUAUAUUGUUGACCCUUACAAUGAAGGCAACUUUGAAGGGACCAGUCUGUGCAAGAGGAUGAAGGAGAUUUUGGAAACCCACAGCCAGCAUUGUACCCAUCUGUGGGAGGGCAUCAUGGGCAGCAAACAAACACCCAGUCUGUCUGAGAUAGAGCAGCUUCUGUACAGAUGCGGUGGCUUCAUUUACCUGGGGACAGAGCGCUUCAUGGCAAACAUUCCACCUGCCAAACUAGCAGCCCUCAAUCUGUCUGAGUGUCACAUGGCUCUGCUCUUUGACCUGGUCCAGAACAAUGCAAGUGUUCUCCGCCAAUCAGACCUUAACAUGCACAAGAGUGCUGGACAGUUUGCCUUGGAGAAACCCCUGGAGACUGCUCUGCUGUUGAGUUUGAAUGGCGUGAGCUGUAUUGUCCUCAACCAGUGGCACAGCAGCCUUCAACAGAACACACGCAAUAUGGCUACUGUUCUUGACAAUCUCUUGAGGGUCAGACAGACCUCUGGCCAGACUGUUCAUACCUUGAGGAAAGGGGACUUUCACAGUUCAGAGAUACCACAUCACAAUGGUACAGGAUCAUACGAUCAAAUGCUCCUCACUGAAGAUGAUGUUCAACACAAAACAACUCUCACACCAUCAGCCUUCAACUGUAUACUUUAUGGACUCCCUAACUUAAUUGUCACAUAAUAUGCUGGAUACCCUCAAUUAAUUUCUCACUUAUAUUGCACAGUUCAAAACAAUUACUGGCAUAAAUGUCAGCUGGAUUUGAAAAAAUUGCUGUAUGCGAAAAACUAUGAAGACGAAAACAUUUCAUAAAAGAUUCUUUACUUACAUUCUCCACUGAGUAAUUUUACAAGUCAUUUUUGCACUUGAUGUUUUUAAUAUUGUUUCACCGUACACAGCCGAAGUGAGAUACAAAUAUCAACAUGUCUGGCUCCAUAAACUGAGACUAUAGCUCUCAAUGAUCUAGGAGAGUGUAGCUUUCAGAGACUCCCCCUAUUAUUAAUGUAUUAUUAAAAUAGCAACGUUACAGCUGAGGAUUGUGCUGACAUGUUGUACCUUCAGGAUCUCUGCCUUGCAGAUAACACUGAAUAUAUUGAGUGUGUAGAGUAGAGUGUCUGUCCACAUCAGUCACUAUGAUUUUCAUUGCGUCAUUAAUGUGUGCCAGCAUCAGACUUUAUCAAACUGAAUGUGAGAAAUGAUUUUGGAAAUAAACAGUUUGAGAGGGCUGACAGCCCUGCUGUAACAGGACAAGAAUGGAUGAAAUCCUACAAUAAAAGGUCUCAGCUAGA
This is a messenger RNA of Thunnus maccoyii (southern bluefin tuna), 8650 nucleotides long. RefSeq names its product cilia- and flagella-associated protein 46. The coding region runs from base 246 to 8045 and encodes 2599 amino acids. The transcript is spliced from 59 exons. Gene Ontology annotation, molecular function: protein binding. NCBI's taxonomy places the organism in Eukaryota, Metazoa, Chordata, Actinopteri, Scombriformes, Scombridae. Gene Ontology annotation, biological process: cilium movement involved in cell motility; axoneme assembly. The record is from RefSeq and is a predicted model, not a curated record.